This is a messenger RNA of Protopolystoma xenopodis, 744 nucleotides long. NCBI's taxonomy places the organism in Eukaryota, Metazoa, Platyhelminthes, Monogenea, Polystomatidea, Polystomatidae. The record is from the annotation of a GenBank genome assembly.
AUGAUUGAUUCAUCCAUCAUCCAUCAGCCUGGGCUCGUCCACCUGCUCCAGCCUCUCCAUGCAGACGAGUCCGCCGUUCUGGUAAGCCUCGGCCGGCGAAAUGGGCCCUGGGCAGUCGGGCCCUCGACCCGACGACCAUCAGUACCAACCGUGCGCCCGGCUCAGUCUGCCGGUGGCCGGCCUCGGACCGAGGGAGUUGUGGCCAGACGCGACCGGACCUGGCCGCAGUCGGUCAUAUCGCGAGCCCACGCCUCGACGCCUCCCGAUCUCGCGACCGGACCCGCCUCGGGUGCGCCCGGGGGCGCAGACUCCACGUCGAGCUUCCUCCUGCCAAGAAGCUGCGACCUCUCGGAGGCGUUCAACGAACCGCCGACAGCCUCCAAGUCCAGGCGUCGGUGUUCUCGGGCCGCCUUCCUCACAACCGACGUACAGCAGUUGGCUCACUUCGACUCGCAAGAAGAGAGGCCUUUUCAUUGCCAAUUUCCUGUUCAGCCAGUUUGCAUCCGGAACGAAGAAGGAUGUCUCGUAAACGCUGUCAACUGGAACUUUGUAUUUAAGCCAAACGACUGCAGUACAACGGGAAUCAGCUGUCGUCUUCUGGAGAGCUCGACCUUUGAAUUUCUUCCUCAUACGCUUUCAUACGAAAUGACAGUCCUCUCGGCAAUGUCAUCUCAGAUGGUUCGCCGAAACCCAGUUGCAAACUGGUUCUCAAGCCUUCUUCAAGUUCGCCCCUCUCUGGCUUGA